AUGCCUCUGCUCCAUCUCCCUGCAGUCGAAGUUUCUGCAUUUGUGCUUGAGGUGCUGGAUGAUUCAGAUUCCUCAGUCAAAGAGCUUGCUCUUUUAAUGCUUGUUGAAAUGCUUAAAAAUCAGAAAGAUGUCAUGGAAAGUUCAGUCAACAUUGUUAUUGAAAAGCUGCUUAAUGUAAUAAAGGAUAGAGUUCCUAAGGUAUCCAACAUUGUGAUGUUCAUGUUUCAAAUGAAGCAGAGCACUGUCUUUGUCACUGGUAAUGCUAAUGGGACUGUCUUUGUCACUGGUAGCUCUAAUAAUCUUGCUAGGGUCUGGAAUGCUUGUAAACCAAGUGUGGAUGAUACUGAACAGCCAAAUCACGAGAUAGAUGUGUUAUCUGGGCAUGAAAAUGAUGUAAACUAUGUGCAAUUUAGUGGAUGUGCACUAGCAUCUCGAUUUUUCACAUCUCGGCCUGUGCGUCACUUGGCAUCAGUUGCAAUGCAAAGAUCAUAUCCAAGGGAGAUGGAAUAUCUGUUUAUGCUAGAGCAUUAG
Messenger RNA from Arachis duranensis, 531 nucleotides. RefSeq lists its product as uncharacterized. Lineage: Eukaryota; Viridiplantae; Streptophyta; Magnoliopsida; Fabales; Fabaceae. The transcript is spliced from 6 exons. The coding region runs from base 1 to 531 and encodes 176 amino acids. Gene Ontology annotation, cellular component: nucleus. Gene Ontology annotation, biological process: regulation of transcription by RNA polymerase II; regulation of cell shape; cytoskeleton organization. The record is from RefSeq and is a predicted model, not a curated record. Gene Ontology annotation, molecular function: protein binding.